GCAACAUACCAGCAGUGCAAACAGAAACGACCCAGGGCUAUAACAAGGAUGCACUUCAUUCAGAUAACUUUGGCGUCUCUUUUGCAGCAUUGGAAGAUGAUGCGAUUGUUGCUCGUGUGUCUGCUGCUACCAACCGCUACUGUUUUUUCAGAAGAGUUUGAAGGAUCAACUUUUGAAGGCUUCGAUGAUGAGGAUGCGUUAGAGGAAAAUGUGAUUGAAGGGGUUCUGGACACCGAUGACUCAGAAAUGAUUAUUGAUAAAAGCAAAGGUCCAAAUGACAAAACCGAUCAGUUCACUCUGAUUGUCAUCAUUGGAACCGUGAGUGUGUUGACCGUCUCAGUUACAGCCAUAGUUGCUGUAAUGUUGGUAAGACGCCAAAUGCACAAACAACAGCAAGGGAUAUACUCUGUACCUACAGAGCAGGACCAGAAAGGGGCAGUCUAGUUCCUGAAAAAGAAUUCAGUCCGGAACACACAUGUAUGCAAGAGCGACUCACCAGGCAAUAUCAUCUCAUCAUGUGGAUUAAGCUUUUUUAAUAGCUAUGCUUUAAUUGCUCCACCAAAACAUAUCAAUCUAUAAGUAAUGCUGUUAUACAGUUUUUUUUCGUUGUCCCUGCUGUUUGUUCCCAACAAGAACCCAAUUUAUGGACAUUUGGAACAUAUUCAAACCUUCUAAUUGGAUUCUAUUUUAGGAAUGUGAUUCAAAAGGCUAUAAAUAUGGCGAAAUGCUUUUAUAAAAGCGUAUUUAUUUGCACUGCCAGCAGUCCCCUGGUGUUUCAUUAGCAGAAAUAAGCUGAGCAGUGACUGAAUGAUGAACUUGGCACACGUGGAGUAGACCUAUCCAUGUGAAAUGGUUGCUGACUGAGACUAAACAUGCUAAUCCAAACUAAGUUAGGAAAGAUGUCCGCACUUGCUUCUCUGGGUCACCUGUCUGGCAUUUUUUCCCCUUGCCCAUUAAGACUGACAGCAGGCUGUGGAAGAGAAGACAAAAAGUACCAAAGAAAAAAAAAGGUACCAUCCCCAUCUUCUCAUCAGCCAGCCCAAAAAAGAGAAAACUGAAGAAAACUGUCUGGUUAAACGCUCACUCUUAAAGCCGCAAAUUAAUUGAAGGCCGUGAAUGGGGUUGUUUCAUAGUUUGUUUGUUUUUUUGUUUUGGAAAAUUCUCUUCAAAAUCCACUGUUGUGCAGCUUGUAAAUAGCCAUGUGACUGCCAAGGAGGCAGGUUAAUGGCUCACAGUCGUUGGAGGAGAAGCUCGGUGUGAAAAUCUCAUGAAUCAAAUAAAGCCUAAUGGACAAUUGGGGAACAUAGCAACAAUACCUCUAUUCCAUCUAUACAGAGCAUGAUGUUUCCCUGUUGUCAUUUUAGUGGGAAUCAAUCGUUCCCUGUGAAGCAAAGCUUUCAUUUCAACAACAGAAGUCGUUCGUUAUUUAGGGAGGGGAGACUUUGUAGCUGAGGUUGAAAUGGAAGGGGCAUUCCUUUUCAGUUUCCACUUGGGUAAUGAGAAAGGUAACAUGGAAUAUUUUCGAAACAAGUUUUCAUCUCACAUUCCCAUUACUCCUUACAACAGUUUGUAGCCGUGUAAACAUUUCAAGAGGAACAAAAAGUAAUUGCUAUACAAAAAAAUUUCAGUUUAUUUAGUAUCUUUAAAACCUUUUCCUCUGAUUGCUUGUACAGAAAUCCCCGUAUUAACACAUCAUUUGGCCAGACUCCUGCCAUUCUUUCCUUUUAUUUGGCAAAAUCUUAACUUUGUCAAACAUUGUUGCUUUGAAUGUCUCAUAUGUGCAAAUUUAGUCUAUUAAUCGCAUUGUUUUUUGUUUUUAUUCAGCACCCUUGGUUGAAAGCAUUUCAUUGAUGUUAGUUGUAGACUAAUAUGAUUGUAAAAUAUUUAUCAAAAAGAUAAAAUCAGGACAUAAGGGUGAAUGUCUGUUUAUAUGUUUUGUUUUAUUUGUGUAUGAGUUAUUUUGUAUCAGCAUUUGUUUUUUGUUUUUUUCCAACAGGUAAUAAAGUACACGAUCCUAUAAACAAGAUGUAUUAAAGGAUUAAGAAAAGUUAUAUUGUUUGUGCAUCUGGAAUGUGUUUUGUUCAGAUAUCAUUUGGAACAUGUCCUUAAAUAGUGUUUUAAAAUGUGUUCGUGCUCUUUUUGUUUUGUCCUCACCCAUUUGCAUCGUGUUUGACGUCACGUCACCAAGGUAAUGAAGGCAAUGUGCCUAUCAUUCAUUUUUGAGCUAUCAUUCAUGUCACACCAUUAAAACAAUUAUGUCUGUAUAAAAAAGGCGCCAGGUUUACAUCCACGUGUGCUCUGGACGAAAUUGCCAACUUGUCAUUUGACACGGGUAAAUUUGUAUCAUCCUGUAUUUUAUUGAAAUGAAUAAGGAAACAGAGAAAAAUAUAGUACCACUUUUUGGUUUGUGAACACAAUUCAACACAAUGUAUUGUGUGUUAAACACACAUCACAAUGUCAAUUGGGCAUUUGGGACCCAGUUCCAUUUUAUUGGUUAUACUGUACCAGUAGUCUUUUAUGACAAUAGUAUCUCUUGGUUUCUUUGCUUCAGUCUAUAAGACCUGGAAAACACAAAACACUAUGACUAUCUUAACAAACACAAUUACUGUACCUCUGAAGAGAAAACCACGCAUUUUUUUGUUGUUGUUGCAGUUAAGACUCUUAUUAUUAGGACCAUUUAAUCAUCACGAACAUCAUUGUCAGCAUUCUGUUGGCUCAAGUGAUUGAUUGUACGUCGUAUCUCAUCCAGUGGUGUGAUAUGAAUUACUCAGCCCAGUUAACAUUUUGAUAAGCAGCUAGCCUUCAUACAUAUUGGAGCUGUAUUUUAAACACACACAAACACUAUUGGCCAGCACUUUCUUAAACCACUCAGCAAACAGUCUAUCAUCACAUUUUUUCCCUAUCAUUAUAAAAAGUGAAAAUGAUUAAAGUUCUUACUUCGAUGACCUCUUGUGACACUUGGGAAGCCGACAUACCUUACCACCUACACAAGAGAGUGAGAACAAAAGUUGAACUAUUAAUCAUUGUAAUUUC
Messenger RNA from Corythoichthys intestinalis (scribbled pipefish), 3033 nucleotides. RefSeq lists its product as uncharacterized. Lineage: Eukaryota; Metazoa; Chordata; Actinopteri; Syngnathiformes; Syngnathidae. The record is from RefSeq and is a predicted model, not a curated record. The coding region runs from base 49 to 444 and encodes 131 amino acids. The transcript is spliced from 9 exons.